Molecule: messenger RNA, 2599 nt
Organism: Rhipicephalus microplus (southern cattle tick)
Lineage: Eukaryota; Metazoa; Arthropoda; Arachnida; Ixodida; Ixodidae
Cellular component (GO): extracellular region
Molecular function (GO): chitin binding
Source: RefSeq, a predicted model, not a curated record
ACUGCGCCACUAUAUAAAGAGACUGCCUGGUCAACACUGACAGCAACUGCGAGUCGCGAGCUUCAAAGGCGUCGCACAGCUUUUUGACGUCUUGACAUCCCCGUAAGGACUAAACGAGGACGAUCAGCCGGCGCUGUUCUAACGCAGUGGGUGCAAGCACACCAUGAGAUUCACUAUUGAACUCGUUGUCAUCGUUGUCGCUGUAGUCACCGCCAGGACCAGGAGUAAGCGGGAGGCCUACGAUCUCCCGGAUGGUGCAGAGCUCAUUGUGGGGAGCAUCAAGACGACCUUCGAGUGUCCGGCGAAAAACGGCUACUUCGCCGACGUGGAAAAUGAGUGCCUCAUCUUCCACGUGUGCAACGUUGUCACGUACCCUGACGGCAAAACUGAAAUCCAGCAGUUCAGCUUCUUUUGCGGAAACCAGACGAUGUUCAACCAGCUGAGCCUGACGUGCGCAUUCCCGGAGGAAGCUGUGCCGUGCCAGAACGCACCCGACUUCUUCUAUGUGAAUGACAACAUUGGCAUUCCGGAUGCUCCGUUCUUGACGGAUGCGGACGUCGAGAAGGCGUCCGCGCUCAUCGCCAGCGCCAGAAAGAGCAAGGCCUAAGCAUGCCCAAAACGUUUAGCAGAUGGACAAGAUCGUACCCUUGGUGCCACUUUCUCAUGACCACUGAACCCAGUGCAUUCCGAAUGCAGUUCUGUCCAUUUGGAACGAGCUGGUAGUUGUAAUAUGAUAGCACCGGCUGGGCCCACUUGCGCACCAGCCUAUUGGGAGAUCGGGCUUCACACAACAUGAUAACUUGUUCAGCAUGACACCCUUGACAUAAUACAGUAGCUAUAACACACUGUUUCUAAAGACAUUCACUCCCGUUGUUUUAACGAAGGGCAGUAGCGUACAAAUGUCGUAUCGAAUGAAAGAAAGCUUUACAAGCAGGUUGUGUGCAAUGCAUCAUAAAUAGCACUCAGAGGAAAUGUGUAGCCCUCAACGUACUGUUGAAUCACAGCAAGCAAUUCUUACCUUAUUUUCCGGCUGCUGAUAUUACAAUUGCCCCUACGGUUUUUAUUCUGGUAAAUGUGUUGCUGUUCCGGAGAAAUGCGAUAACGCCGUGAACGCAUGUAGAGGCAUGUGGCCCGAAGCCCCUCGUUUUGAAGACGUGUCCCAAUGCUCUGCAUUCCGAAGAAUUCUUGCGACGAGGUAGAAUGAAAAGAGAAACGAAAACGACAUCUCUUCACGCAUAGGUAAAUCAAAUGCGUGGUUAUCUCAACUAACCAAACAGAGUUUAUGCGUAUUAGCGUAAACACAAGUGACGCGACCUGUAUUCGCGAAGACGACAGUUGAUCGUGGCAAAGGCCGGUAGAAACCAACUGAAGACAGUGAAAAAAGCAGUACAAAAGCAGAACCUCUGAAAGGGCACCUUCAGGAAUCUCGCACUGGUCGGCUUUUUGUCUUUGUUGCCAUUGCGUAGUAGUAUGUUGACGCUAUUGUUAGGUUUAUUAUUCUUGAAAAGUGUUCAGUAAUGAUAGCAACAAAAAAACAUUCGCUAACUAAAACUACCAAACGUAUAUGCAUGUUAUCUUACCAUCAUUUUUGCAUAAUAUGUUCAGCUGUUUCACGCAUUUCUUCACAAGCGCAUUUUUUUCAUUGCGAGACGUCGCAGUCGCGAAUGAAAGUUCAAACACUUUCAUUCUGUUAUUGGCUUUUUGUCAUCAUUAGAGGAAAUACACAUAUUUAACCUCAUGAACUGCGCACUAUGAAAACGUACGUAGAUGGUCACUAAACUUGCGGUUAUAUAAACUUGCUUGUCUCGAUACUGGGCAUGAACUGGUGAAGGGGCUAUGCAUGGGGAAGGCGCUCGCAGCCGGCACUGGUGCCUACUCAUGUGUUUCUUUAACAAAAAAGUGUUUUAUGCCCGGGUUCAACCAGGCUCCGCUGACGUACCUUUGUCACACGAAAAACCUCUGUUGAAGACUUCUGUCAUGAAAGUGAUGGUAAAAAGUAUUGCUACGUGGCUGACAUAUUAGCGAUAGUAAGAAGUUGCUAACAAAAAAUGAGAAUAGAAACAUUUGUCGCAAAAACUCUAACGAUCACCUUCAUGAAUCUCAGCACGCGGCGCUAACCACUACGCCACAAAGCCACGUUCGUGGGAGUGCAAACGGCAAGCCAUUUAUAUACACCACACGCCAUUUGGCAGCCCUCAGAGCUUCAAAACUUUAGCGUGUUCUCGUUAUCAGUGGCGAGCUAGCACGAAGUUCUCACAUUCCACGUGCCCUUAAGUUCGCCGCCUCCACGAAGCCCCGCCCCCAUGAACCUGUGGAGCGCGGUCUCACCCGCGCGCCGCUUAUCUCGUAAUUCGAGAGAUGACAAAGGUCACUUUGCACGCGGCCACAGCCGCGUUCAAGAAAGUAGCGUGCUGCCAACACACUACGCCGUAAAAAUUGUGGCAAGUCCACGCUUGUCAUGUGUACGCUAUUUUCGUGUGUGCUUUCUGCUUGGGGUGUGCGCUGCAAGUUUUGAGCUGCGUGCUGUUCCUAACGUGACUUCGAAAUUUGUUGCUGUUACUGAAACAAUGCACAAUAAACGUCCAACUACCCCUGUAAA